Messenger RNA from Leishmania major strain Friedlin, 576 nucleotides. RefSeq lists its product as hypothetical. The record is from RefSeq and is a predicted model, not a curated record. The coding region runs from base 1 to 576 and encodes 191 amino acids. The transcript has a single exon. NCBI's taxonomy places the organism in Eukaryota, Euglenozoa, Kinetoplastea, Trypanosomatida, Trypanosomatidae.
AUGAGGGGCACAGCUGCACGCACACAGCGCGAGAGUCGGAACGACGAAGAGGGGGUGGGGGAGGAGGAGGGGGGGGCAUGUAUGAUGCCGGGUGUGGAGCAGGCCCAUGUACAGCAUCGCCCAAAGCGCAUUCACGAGCGUGUCCUCUGGACAGGCUGGUGGUUCGCCGCCCUCCUCCCUUUCCUUAAGAUGUUGGAUCUCUGCCCUUCCCCAGGCUCCUUUUUCGUGUGGUUGUUUGUGGUGACGCACCACUUCAGGUGGCGCGACCGCCUCUUUUGUGUGCAGUGGUGCCUCCAUGAAGGAGUUGCAGCACUGUCCACACGACCGCCUCUUCUCCCUCCACACACACGCACACACACACACACACACCGCGGCGAACGCACGUACGCGAGGACAGUCGUAGGGAGUGAUGCCCCCAAAAAACGGAAUGCACAAACAAAAAGGGAUCUGCGUGACCAUACUAAAGCAAUUAGACCUGUGGUGGUUGUGCCGGCACGCCUCUGCGACGCGAUAUCGCGUGUCCUCCUUUCAUCAGAGGGUAUAAGACGUGGGAGCGCGGGGCUGUUGUGCGCAUAA